Messenger RNA from Gryllus bimaculatus (two-spotted cricket), 408 nucleotides. NCBI's taxonomy places the organism in Eukaryota, Metazoa, Arthropoda, Insecta, Orthoptera, Gryllidae. The record is from the annotation of a GenBank genome assembly.
AUGAGCGGUUAUCGUGAGCGGUAUCGGUCCAAGCGCGUGCGGGUGUCCUUCUUCGAGUGCCAGCGGCCCGUGCAGCUGCCCCCGUCAGACGUCGAUGCGGCCACGCCCCUAGUGGCCGACGCAGCGAUGGCGAUGGCGGUGUCGGGCCCCGAGGCGGCAGCGACCGUCGGCUACCAGCGGCAGGCGAGACGUUCAGAGUCGCAUCCAUUAAGCGGCGCGGACUCCAGGCCAGCCGCUGGGCGCGCGGCCUCUAGGUUCGCGUCUGCUGCUGCGGCGGCGGCGGUGCAGAUGGCUCCGUCGCGGCGGCAGCGCGAGAACGCGCUUUUUGUGUUCUGGAGAGGCCCGGCGCGGGCCGGGCCGGGCCAGGCACGUCGAGCGCAUGUGUGGCACAGCGGACCAGCUGGCUGA